AUGAGGCUCGGAAGCGCUGUACUUUCGCUAGCAGUGUUAGUGCGUCUUUCCGUGGCUAGAAAUCUUGGCUACUUCGAUGAUAUCUCCACCUGCGCGGAUCCGGAUGGCCUAGCGACGUGCUUCGAUAGGGCUGAGGCGCGCCACGGAACUUGUAUCGACGAGAAAUGCCCAGAUAAUAAGGAGAAGAAUCGCGAAUGUGCUGAGACUUGCAAGGGGAAAGAAAUUUGUGCCAUAACCUGUCCGGGUAGCUGCGUUUCUCCUUGUGGGGCUGAGAGGGCUGGUAGCCAGAUCGAUUGUAUCGCAUCUAGCUGUUGGAACCAGGUUUACUCCUGCGAGUAUCAACAUACCGUCGAAGACUUUAUCUCACUAUAUCAAAAAGAAUACCUCGAUAAAAUCCCCUUCUGGCCCCCACCAGAUAAAGCGCCUGGCGGAUGCUCUUGUAACAUCGGAAAGGUCCGCAAGAAGGAACUUCAGAUCGAAAAUCAGCUCACUGCAUGUUUAGAUAAUACGACCAAUCUUGACAGCAUGGAAGAUGAUCUUGAUGACCACGAUAAAUAUGACAUGGCAUGCCAAUGCUGCGCAGAGAGUGCUGUUAGGUCCAUGCUUUACGACACAUGUCCAAAAACCAAGCCCUCUAUUAUUGACGCCGACUAUUGGUUUGGCAGGCUAUUGGAUGAAGAAGAUUGGAGCUCGUGCAGAUCAAUCUUCGACCAUUAUGAUUGCGCUGGAGAUCUAGGGUUUGGGGCUGAGGAUGCCGGUGGCGUUCAGAAAUAUUAUAAGACCGGGCAAUUUCCAAAGAAUGGCACGGAGACUCUUUAUAACACCAAUGGUGUUAUAGCCACGCCUAUUAGCGGCGCCAGCUUUACUUGGGAUUAUAGUACAGAUGUGCACACUGUUACCGUCAGGUCAACAGACUAUGUUCCAGUUGGCAUUGCCACUACAACCGAGACUCGGGCCAGUACUACAAAUCCUAGGAGUGAUGCCGCACAAACCAAUGCCAGCCAGACAGAUACUGGUGCCGGGAGUACAGCAACGGGGAAAGGCCCUGUCUUCGGUGCGCCAUUAUGGAUAAUCAUCGGCUUGGCGGUUAUAUUGGCCCUGGUAUUCAGUUGA
Molecule: messenger RNA, 1113 nt
Organism: Penicillium waksmanii
Lineage: Eukaryota; Fungi; Ascomycota; Eurotiomycetes; Eurotiales; Aspergillaceae
Exons: 3
Coding region: 1-1113 (370 amino acids)
Source: RefSeq, a predicted model, not a curated record